Messenger RNA from Glarea lozoyensis ATCC 20868, 2160 nucleotides. RefSeq lists its product as uncharacterized. The record is from RefSeq and is a predicted model, not a curated record. The transcript has 5 exons. NCBI's taxonomy places the organism in Eukaryota, Fungi, Ascomycota, Leotiomycetes, Helotiales, Helotiaceae. Bases 1 to 2160 code for a protein of 719 amino acids.
AUGAACACACGCGCGAAUACCUACGAGACAAGGUCAGCAUCGGAGAGGGAUGACGAAUUCUGUCCUGCAUUGCGAGGCUACCCCAAAUCAUCUCUGAUUCAUCGAGCACAAGUUGAUAUCAAAUGGCUUUAUUGCAAGUACAACUUCAAUAAAAGCACAUGGGAGAGGGAGAACAAAGCGACAGGCACCGCCGAUUUUGAGAUUCCAAGUGGCAUAAAUGAUAAAGCUAUAUAUGUGCCGCCGGAGACAUGGAUAGCGAGCAAUGCCGGCGUCGCUAACCUUUAUUCGACGAGACAUUCCAACGUGGAAUACGUCACAAGUGAAGAGCUAGAACGAGUGAUUAGUGGCAAGGGCGCUCGAUGUUUGCCAGAAAUGGAACCUCCUAAAGAAACGAUGGUCCAUAAACCCAGACGCUGCCGGCGCGGAUUGGAAGCACAAAAAGCGUCCAAAGCCCAACCUGCCACCACUGUGCCUACACUUGGUGUUUCGUGCAAGACCAAUCGUCCAAUUCUUUCAGCUCCAUCGAAUAACCAAAAAGGUUCAACAACAGAGAGUGGCUUGCAGCUGGGCACACGAGGUAACGACGGAAAGCUUGAAGUAAAUUCAGACUCUAUCACGUAUAUCAAAAAAGAUAGCGAAGAACCUCCUCCAAAGAAACAAUAUAAAGAGUUUGUUUUUAUUAAUUUGGAUUCAAGCUCCGAUGAGGACAAUAUCUCAACAUCACUUCAGGGUAGUAAGAACAAGAGUAGCCGAAAAAGAAAAGACAACACUAUAAUAGGGCCUAGAUUAUCCCGUCUUUUAAAAGACAAUAGAACGGGAGUCGACAAAAUCCUCCAUCAGAAUGCAGGCGAAAAUUCCAAUGAUAGCAAAGCCUCGCUAAAACCCGACCAUUCCAACGUCACCAGACACCAAGACCAAGUUCGCAGAGCGCCUAAUGAAUCACAGCCUCGUGUUAAGAGAUCUCUGUCCAUUAAUGCUCCCUCGAAUCACAAACACCCAGAGCUGUCGGAUCGGGAACGUCCCAAUACGGCAAGUCACUUGACCGCCAUCAUCGCGGAUGUUUCUCGCGCUCAAGACAAUCUUCUCAAAUUUGCGAAGAGAUUGAAGACGCUCAAUGAGAUACCAGGGCGCGAGAUUGUGGGUGAGCUGGGUAGAUUGGCGGAAACUCUGCCCCUAGGAAGUGAAUCAGCUUCUUCGAAGAAAGAGCCCAACGAGGAGCCGAUAGAGGUUGACAUGUAUGGGAGUCCUGUCUCAUCUCACGUACCUAAUUCACAUGUAGAAGAUUUAGAAAAUGGAGGCCAUCAACAAUCUGUUGGAGAAGACGCAUCAGCGCACAUCUUGUCAAACACAGAUGUACACCAGGAGGCCGACCAGAGAGCUUAUGAAAAUAGAAAAGCCCGCCACGAAGAACCUCAUUACUGUCCAGCAUUUCCAACAUGGGGUAUUCGCUUUGCAGACAGAGCAAAACCACAAACUGUAGUCGAGAUGGUCAGAAAUGCAACACACAGCCGACACAUGUGGGAGCUUCGUCAUGGUAUACCUCAAAGUGCUUUACCUACACUUCCCUCGACGUUCGAUAAGAAUGCAAUCUAUGUCCCGCCUGACGACUGGAUCAAUGAGCCACAUACGGGUAGACAGGCGUUUCGUGCGGAGAAUUCUGAGGGAGAGAUUGUCAUGACUUGGGAGGAACUUAAGGCUGUUUUAGUUAAGCCCUCAGCCCCUCGCACCAUGCAACUCCCCCGCCUCGAUGCAAACGGGCAAGUCGAAACCUGGGAAACCCGCCGCGACGCCCCGAAACCGCCCUACUUCUGCACCUUCCUCCCCGCCAGUCUCCCCGCCAAAGGCUACCAACACAAGAAAGAAAUCGAACGCGUUUGCGAUCUCUUCGACCGCUACAACACAUGCAGAAAAGCAUGGGAGAAGGUACGAGGUAUUACGAAUUAUGUUGUGUAUAAGCUUCCGAAGGGCGUUGAUCCGGCGGCGAGAUAUGUGCCUAGUUUGGAAUGGAUUCAUGCUGGUGGUACGAAAGAUCGGGCGAGGGAGAAGUUUCUGACGGCGAAGGAGUAUUCGAAGCUGGUUACUAAUGAGGAGCUUGUGCGGGCUAGGGAGGAAGAGGAGAGUUCUAGAUUGUCGGGUUCGAGGAAACGUAAGGCCGAGUGA